Molecule: messenger RNA, 1473 nt
Organism: Ipomoea triloba (trilobed morning glory)
Lineage: Eukaryota; Viridiplantae; Streptophyta; Magnoliopsida; Solanales; Convolvulaceae
Product: zinc finger MYND domain-containing protein 15
Exons: 11
Coding region: 25-1194 (389 amino acids)
Source: RefSeq, a predicted model, not a curated record
UCCAAUACGAAGUAUGCAAAGACAAUGCGAUGGACAAGUAAGUUAGUCUUCGCCGGAAGAAGAAUGGAGUGCGCCGGAAAGGGGAGCCGAACCCCAUGCUCCGGCCAGGCCACCAGACGCUGUGGCCGCUGCCGCGCCGUUGCCUACUGCUCAAUCUCUCACCAGGUUUCACAUUGGAGUGUUCAUAAGAAAGAGUGCGAAAGGUUAGAACAGCAAAUGAAUCGCGCUGAUGUUCUUAAUGAUUUCCCCUUCACCUUUACUGAAGAAGCUACUGUUAAGGUAUGUGAGCAAAGCCAAUCGAGGUGUUCAUUCUUGGUAACACAGGGAGUUCAUUGUGUGGGAAUGUGGAGAUGGGAGUGUGGAUGUGGAGCAUCAGUUGCUUCAUUGGAUGUAUCAAGGUGCAUUGAGGGAUGGAAUCUUUCGAAUACAUUAUGCCCUUGUCGAGGGCCAUCCUUACCAAUACCAAAGCGUAUAAGUAAUUGGAAGGAAUACUACGAAUGGAGGUGCAUCCCACUAAAUUCUCCUGUUGCAUUACUUCUUCACUGGCCACUAACCAUAUAUUGGGGCAUUCAGCUUGCAAUUAUGAGAAGCCUGAUUUCUGAAAUUGCUAGUGAAAUUCACAUACAUUAUAUAGGACCAGAAAAAGAACUUUAUCAGCUCGCAGUCUUUGGAGAAUUGUGUGCACUUUUCCCUGGAGUGAGGAUGCAUAUAUAUUUUGUUGGAAAUGCAGUUCCACAAGACAGGGACGGUGAGGUGAUUGCUCUUUAUAGUUACUGUCAUUGCAUUGAGACAGACUGUGAAUGCAAAUCUUUGGAUAUCAAUGUUGACUCCUGCUCAUCCAUGGAUAAAUCUUGUCCAGUCAUGUUGCAUCUUUGUGCAGGUUAUUAUCAUGAUCGCUACAGAGAUCUAUCAAAGGAUUCUUCUCCAAACUUAAUAAUUGCCCCAAAUGCUGGUAUUGCUGCUUAUAGGAGCUGGUUACCAACAAUUGAGCUGAUAAAGGAGAUGAAAGUUCCAGCACUUUUCUCAGACUAUUGUGAAGAAGCUGCUCAUCUCGCAACUCAUUGCAUUAGCUCAAUUAGUGGCUCCCCUCCAAGCAUUCCUAUUCAGUUAAAUCCCUUCAGGCAACCUCUUGCAGUUGAAGACAGCGCUCUGUUUCUUCCUUGCUACUCCAAUUGCUUUCUUUUUGGUAUGUGAAAAAGGAUCCUUUUGUUACUCGGUCCAUCACCAAUUGAGUUGGCAUAUUGCACUUUGCACCUGCUAUAUUAGGCAGAGAAAACAUUGAAUACAGUAAACUUAUGUUGCGUUAUUGGAGCAAAUAUCUAAUUUUGUUUAUUAGGAAUUAGGAAGCACAGAAAAAUGUCCACUUCUUUAUACGCAGACGUCUCGUGUGCAGAUAGUCUUGUUUGUUUGACAGAACAUGUACAGUUUGGGAUUUCAUUAAUCUAUAUGUAAGUUUUGCUCAAGCUUUUUCUU